CGGGCACCGAGUCGUCUGGCAAGACUGCGGGCACCGAGUCGUCUGGCAAGACUGCGGGCACCGAGUCGUCUGGCAAGACUGCGGGCACCGAGUCGUCUGGCAAGACUGCGGGCACCGAGUCGUCUGGCAAGACUGUGGGCACCGAGUCGUCUGGCAAGACUGCGGGCACCGAGUCAUCUGGCGGAACAGCGGGCAUCGAGUCAACUGGCAAGACUGCGGGCACCGAGUCAUCUGGCAAGACUGCGGGCACCGAGUCGUCUGGCAAGACUGCGGGCACCGAGUCGUCUGGCAAGACUGCGGGCACCGAGUCGUCUGGCAAGACUGCGGGCACCGAGUCAACUGGCAGAACAGCGGGCAUGGAGUCAACUGCGGAACAGCGGGCACCGAGUCGUCUGGCAAGACUGCGGGCACCGAGUCGUCUGGCAAGACUGCGGGCACCGAGUCGUCUGGCAAGACUGCGGGCACCGAGUCGUCUGGCAAGACUGCGGGCACCGGGUCACCAGGCAUUGGAUCGUCUGGCUCGACAGCGGGCAUCGGGUCACCAGGCAUCAGGUCAUUUGGCUCGCCAGCGGGCACCGCGUCAUCUGGCAAGGCAGUGGGCACCGAGUCACCAGG
Staurois parvus is the source of this 615-nucleotide messenger RNA. The record is from the annotation of a GenBank genome assembly. NCBI's taxonomy places the organism in Eukaryota, Metazoa, Chordata, Amphibia, Anura, Ranidae.